Molecule: messenger RNA, 2424 nt
Organism: Oldenlandia corymbosa var. corymbosa
Lineage: Eukaryota; Viridiplantae; Streptophyta; Magnoliopsida; Gentianales; Rubiaceae
Source: the annotation of a GenBank genome assembly
AUGGCCGCGGAUCUCGUGUUUACGGAGGAAGAAAUUGCGGUUGACGGAGCUCUUGGGUACCCUAAAGCCUUUGCCAAGCUCUGUAAAGACAGGAGUUUUAGCACCCACUGCCAUGGACCUCCGCUCACUUUCACCCCUUAUGCUCUGAAUCAACAAGAGGUUCAAAGGGCGCAGGAAGCAGACGGAUUAUUCCCGAUAAUCGACUUGAAUGCAAAACCGACGACCAAACCAAAGAUUUUUGGAAGUGUCCUGUGGAAACAACUCAAUCACCUUGGAAAUGCUGGCUUUGAUCCAGAAAAGUUUCGUGUAGAUCCAUAUGGGAAUGUUCUUUACUAUCAUGCUGAUGCUGCUUCACCUCUUGCUUGGGAUAUUGACCAUUGGUUUCCUUGCUCCAGAGGGGGUUUAACUGUAGUGAGCAAUUUAAGGAUUAUACAGUGGCAAGUCUACAAGAAGAAGAACAAUCAACUGGAAUUCCUCAUUCCCUGGUGGGAUCUCCAAGUGGGAGUAUCCAUAAACCAAUUCUUGUCCAUAUUUGCCUCGUCGAAUUCUGAUUUCAGGAGGAGAGCGUUCUCGUGGCUGUUUUCUGCUGGUGAAAGCGAGGAACUGAAUGCUCGUCAGACUGUUGAUUCACAUGCGUUUCCUCGACCCUUUGUUGAAUCUUCUCAGAAAAUUGGUCUGGCCCCAGCUGCCAUUGUUCUAUCUCGUAGAGGAUCUACUGAUGCUUCCUCAGUGCUCAGAUCGCUGGAUAUGAACAAGAAACCAAGAUCAAGCACUCCCAUUAUUGCUGCAAGAAAAGUGAAACCUGGUUCCAUAGAAAAUGAUGAUCCAGACAUGGUUAGCAACCCUUAUCAGGCCAUUGUCAUAGCCAGGAAUUCUUUGAGGCAGAGAGAAGAAACAGCAAAGAUGCAGACUGAAAUACAGAAAUUAGAUAUGGAAGCUGAUGAACUGAGGCAGAAGGCUGAGGAUGAAAAAGCUACAAUCCAAAACUUGGAACUGGUGCUAAUGAAAAGAAAAAGAAAAGCUGAAAAGUGUCGACGCCUUGCAGAAGCGCAAUCCUCGUACAGAUCAAUGCUAGAGAAGAUGAUUCGAGAUGCCAUGCACCAGAGUGUAGUUUAUAAAGAACAAGUCAGGCUAAAUCAGGCGGCAGCAAGUGCCCUUAUGGCUACGCUUGAAGCUCAGAAAGCAAUCUGUGAUUCAUCAGAGAGAGAACUUCACAAGAAAUUCAAACAAAGGGAUGAGCUCGAAAAACUAGUAACACCCAACUUGAACAAGACAAGGAAGAGGUCGAGAACGGAUGUCUCCCUUACUGAAGAACCACUUCAAGAGAUGGUUUUGUAUUCGCCAGAAGCCAAUGGCAAGACCAAAAUGGAUCUGGAAAUGAAUGAUUAUUUGUUAGACGAGAAUGCCUCAUACAUGCAGAGACUGAAGUCCAAAUAUCCUUCUCACAAACAACUUAGAAAGUUUUUGGAGGAGGAGCAGAAAGUAUCAGAUGUUGAGCCCUCAUCUUUUAAGGAUGAAAUUGAAGAAGUACAAGAGAACGAAAGACCAAGUUUAAGAACCAGUUCUGUAAAACCUGGAGAUUCUAGCAUGGACAUUACUACGGCAGAAGGUGACAAAGUUAUUGAUCGAGAACUUGAUAUGCCGGACAUCAAGGAGAAUGGCAUAUGCAACAUCCGGUUUCCAGCCUAUGAUGAACCAGAAGAAGAAGAGGAUGAAGAGAGCCGAAAGCAACGUGGUAAAGGAAAUGUUGAAAAAUGGCUUCAGAUACUGUUAAAGGAGAAUGGGGAAGGAGGAGAUGAUGAUGCUACUGCAGAUCAAGAAAAUCUAAAUCCAAAUGAAGCAGUUAACAAAACAGAUGAAAUUAUUGCCAAGCUAGAUCAUGUGUAUCCACUGAAGGAAAUCAGGAUUUCCAAAGCCCAACAACAGCAGGACCUAGAGACUGCAGAUCAGCUUGACAAUCAGCAACUAAUCCCUGUUAAAGGUAUUAGUAAGAGGAAAGAUGAGAGUGCUCAUGUGGAAGCCAGAAAGUCAUUUUCAAACCACGGACUGAAGGUAGGUCUCGGAAAGAAAGAAAUGCUUGAGCUGAAAUGCAGAGACACGCCCAUAAGGAACCCUCCAUAUAAAAUAAAACCAGAGAAAAAAGUCGCAGAUCAUCAGAAAGAAAACUGUACCCCUGGAUUAGAAAACCAUUUAGGCAAUGAAAAGAAGGAAAAGGAACUUGUUAGGUCAGAUAGUUUCAGAGCAUUCAGGCGCAUUCCAUCGUCUCCAUCUCUGAUUCUGAGCGGUAUGAAGAAGAGGGUAGAUUGUAUAGGGAAGAAGCCUUUGGUCAUGGAUGAUGAGGCAGAUGGUGACGAGAAUUACACAGGUCAAAACAACAUUCUCAAGUCCACAAUCAAGACAAUCAAGAGAGCUGUGAAAAUUUAG